Dermacentor silvarum is the source of this 2319-nucleotide messenger RNA. RefSeq lists its product as uncharacterized. The coding region runs from base 230 to 1228 and encodes 332 amino acids. The transcript is spliced from 3 exons. Lineage: Eukaryota; Metazoa; Arthropoda; Arachnida; Ixodida; Ixodidae. The record is from RefSeq and is a predicted model, not a curated record.
UUAUUUUAUGGCGCCGGCGCCUUGUGACACAGUAGCUCAGUGCUACCGCUGCGAACUCUGCCACUGAAGCUCAACUGCUGGCUGCUCAAGACGCUACGGAGCCGCACCUAAAUGCUCGUACUUUCGCCGAAGCAACUCGGCAGGACACCCGCGCCAAGCAAACCUGCAACACGGUCGCCGACUCGCAAAUCGUGCGCCUUUCGCUGCAGCGGACCGCCUCACAAAUGCAAUGAGCCUUGAUGGAUGCAUCACUCUUGCCAAAGCGGCAUGCCCCGCACCUUCCAAGGUCGUCAUUCAGGUCGAGGCUGGUGUGCAGUGCAGCUUGCUUCUGACUGACCAGUCUGUCGGGUGCUCCUUCAAAGCAGGCAGCCAGUCAAGGAGCGUGCAGACUGCAGAGACUGAGGAUCAGUCAAGCUCCACCUCAGGUCACAACCUCACAGAAGAGGAGGCUGUUGCCUUCCUGUUUGAACUACCGGAUAACCCAGAUAUCAGUGAAGACGAUGGGGAUAGUACAAGCGACGAGGAGUUUACACCGGAGCUUCCGCCUGUCAGUGAGGAAGAGAUCGACAACAGCGGACAAUCUUGUAGCACCAGUACUUUGAAGCGAAAGCGCUCGUAUACAAAAAAAAGAUCGGCAAAAAAGAAAAGGGCUCAUAGGACAGUUGAAACUAAGGCUAUGGACAAAGAUGACAGCACUUCAUGUAAUUGCUGGACAAAUGACCUCCUAAGAAGCAUUUCAGAGAUGCCAGAAACAUGGGACCCGCUAUAUUGUUCCGAAGUGCGUGUGAACGCCAAAGAGGCAUUCUGCCUGUACUUCGACAAGGACGUCCUCAACGUUCUUGUCGCAGAAACAAACAGGUAUGUGUUGCAAAAACGUCAGCUAGGCUGGCAUGACCUUUCUAAAGAAGAACUUGAAGCCUUCAUAGGAAUGCUUAUUUUGAUGAGCGUUAAUCCUAUGCCCCAUACGUACCUCUAUUGGAGCAGCGACAAAUUUUUUAAUCUAGAAGAGAUAAGUAAGGUAAUGACAUCCAAGCGCUUCCAAGCAAUCCUCAACAGUCUGCACAUAACUGACAUUUCAAAGCUGAAAAAAAGUGGCGAAGAAGGCCAUGACCGACUUGGAAAGGUGCAUCCCUUUGUUGAUGCUUUGAAUGAACGCUUCAAGCAGCACUACAUCCCUUCGUCUCAUCAAGCAGUGGAUGAGAGCAUGAUACCGUUCAAAGUACGGUGAAGCUUGAAACAGUACAGGCCAAUGAAGCCAAUCAAGCGCGGAUACAAGGUGUGGUGUCGGGCCGAUUCUGCAACAGGGUACCUGGUACAGUUUCAGAUUUACAAAGGAAAAGACGCUACCUGGCCUGCUAAUCUAACCCUAGGAGAGCACGUCAUAUUGUCCCUCUCCACUGAUGUGCAAGCAGGUUCUCAGUUGUUUUUUGAUGACUUUUUUACGACAAUGCGGCUCCUUGAUAUCCUUACAGAGAAGGGCAUCCUUGCAACUGGGACUGUGCGCAUGAACUGCAAAUACAUGCCGCCCACUAUCAAGGUUGACAAGCUGAAAAAAGGGGAACACUUGUGGUGGUCCAAACGAGCAGUAACCGCAUACCAGUAGAAGAACAGCAAAUGCAUCACUGCAAUGUCCAAUUUCCACAAUCCGGAAGAAGUUAUGGAAGUGAACCGAAGGCUUUCAAAUGGGGCUUUAGCAGGAGUUACUUGCCCGAAAGCCAUAUCUGACUACAAUGCUUGGAUGGGCGGUGUAGACCAGUAUGACCAAAAACGAGGUGCCUACCCAUCCGACCGUCGCUCUAAAAUAGGGUGGCACAGAAUAUUCUAUCAUUUGCUGGACGCUGCAAUUGUGAACGCAUUUGUCCAGUUUUCUGCACACCAUGAGACGACAUAUUUGUUUUUUAGGCUUUCUCUUGGGCGCAGGCUUAUCAAUGGACAGACAUUCCGGGCCCAGCACGCCAUCAUCGUCCACAAAAACAAGAAAAAUGCAACUGCAACUGGUCAACAGAUGGCAAGAGUGCCAGACGACGUUAGGUUCCUGGGACAUCACCACCACCCGGAGCGGUUGCCUAGUCGAAGGCGGUGUAGGUGGUGCUCUACGGCACAAAAGCAACUGAGAACAAGCUACCUGUGCAGCAAAUGCCAGGUUCCACUGUGUGUUGAAUGCUUUGGACCAUUUCACAAGUGAAGAGCACAGUUGAUCUGUAAAUAUGUCAAUUACACCUUUUUUUUACUGAUACCGCCAGAGGACAGUGGUACAAAUCUGUACCACCUUUCAUAGCCUGUAAUAAAGAGAGUGGUACAUAUAUGUACCACUUUUUU